GACAGUCAGGCUUAGUUGUUGAAGUCGGCUAUUGUUGCGAGAGUUACACAAAACAAUCUCGCGAAGACAAAACGACAAAACGUUCAAAGAAACAGCCUAUAAGUAUCGAUCAUCAACACCUACUAGUAGCGUUAUCCGGCCAGCUCAGAACCUCUCACUUCCAACACUUGACCAAAAUCGUCAAAAAUGCUUUUCUCUUCUUUGAUUCGAUUUGCGAUCUCUUCCUCGAUGCUCACAGUUAGCCUUGCUGCUGUCCUACCUGAAAAGGGGCUCAUAGUGGAGCGAGGUCACGACUCCGAGAACGGCACCCUGGAUCUCGGUACCCGGGCCUGCCAGUAUGGCUGCGCACCGCACACACCCACUCCGGACGGCAGUUGCGGACCUACUAGCGCAGGAUACUAUACCUGCCGAGCGGGUGACUGCUGCUCCAAAUGGGGUUGGUGUGGCGCUACAGACGCCCAUUGUGGAGCCGGCUGUAACAUCGAGUUCGGAACCUGUGGCAGCUCAUCUCCGGCACCCCCUCCUCUUCCUCCCUCACCGCAACCGCCUGCCGGCAAGAUUAGCCCGAAUGGUAGUUGCGGUCCUGGGAGUACGGGUCAAUAUAGCUGUCCUGCAGGUAAUUGCUGCUCCUCUUGGGGAUGGUGUGGUGCCACGCCAACGCAUUGUACAAAUUGCCAGAAGGGCUUCGGUCAAUGCUAGAUAAGCCUUGCCGUAAUUCAGAAA
Molecule: messenger RNA, 723 nt
Organism: Truncatella angustata
Lineage: Eukaryota; Fungi; Ascomycota; Sordariomycetes; Amphisphaeriales; Sporocadaceae
Exons: 4
Coding region: 187-699 (170 amino acids)
Molecular function (GO): chitin binding
Source: RefSeq, a predicted model, not a curated record